UGAUACACAUAUUUCAUACCGAAAGUUUGACUAUUAAUUAAAUGUCUAAAUACCCUUCAGUGAUACAAGUAGAGACAAUCUUGUAAGCUAAAAUCAUUACCCUUCAGGAGGGGUAAGCAGGUAAUUUUGGCUUCAUAGGGUCAAAAUACAUAAAGCAGCCAUUGUACUUUCACCAUCAUAUCAAUUUAACGAUUAAACCAUUAUAUUUUUUUUAACCUUUAAAAAAAACAAAUUUCCCAGUUACCGGCAAAAUACAGAAAAGUAAAAUGUAAUGUCAAAAUUUUAUUGGUUUAGCCUUUAAACAAGUGCUCUUUCGUGAUAGUUCAUUGGCUAAAUCCAUCAGAAUCACCAAACUAAUGAGGAAAGACCACUACAACCUGUUAUCGUUACUACACAAGCAUCACUGCAACCGCCGAUCGAUUCAACAAAUCCACGCUCACUUGGUCAUCACUGCCGCCAUAAUCCAAACACCACCACCACCAGUCAGUCUCUGGACCACCAUCCUCCACCAUUAUUCACUUGGGAAUUCCCCCGAUGAAGCUUUUUUGCUCUAUAAGCAUCAUCUCCACCCCACCAGCUUGUUUUAUGGCGAUAGUUUCACAUAUGCUUUCUUGAUAAAAUCAUGUGCUAAUUCACAUCUACCCAUGUCGGGUUCACAACUCCAUUCUCUCACAUUCAAAUUCGGGUUUGAGAGUCAUGUUUACAUCCAAACCGCUUUAGUCAACAUGUAUGUUGUAUGUGGGCAUUUACUCGAAUGUCGCAAAGUGUUCGAUGAAAUGCCUGAAAGAAAUCUAGUCACAUGGAACGUUUUAGUAACAGGUUUAGCAAAACUCGGUGAAAUUGUGCUAGCGCGAUCUUUUUUUGAUAUAAUGCCUAUUAAGAAUGUUGUUUCUUGGAGUGGUAUGAUAGACGGGUAUACACGAGCAAAUCAACCCAAGGAAGCAAUUUCAUUGUUUAGACACAUGCUUGCACUUAACGAUAAUACAAAGCCAACUGAGAUCACCAUUUUAGCAAUUUACCCCGCGAUUUGGAAUCUAGGGUCUUUGGAGUUAUGUCAGUCAAUUCAUGCUUAUGGGGAAAAAAACGGAUUUUAUAUGAUAGAUAUACGUGUUACGAAUGCUUUAAUUGAUGUGUAUUCAAGGUGCGGAAGUGUGGAGAGUGCUUUGCGAGUUUUUGAAGGCAUAACAAGUGAGAUGAGGAAUUUAGUGUCGUGGACAUCGAUCAUCUCUGUAUUUGCAAUGCAUGGAAUGGCAAGGGAGGCUGUGGAUAGUUUUAAAAGAAUGGAGGAAAUAGGGAUGAAGCCUAAUAGAGUUACUUACUUGAGUAUUCUAAGUGCUUGUAGUCAUGGAGGAUUAGUUGAAGAAGGGUUAAUGUUUUUCAAGAAAAUGGUGGAUGAGUCUGGUAUUGUGCCUGAUAUAAAGCAUUAUGGGUGCUUGGUUGACAUGUUAGCGAGAGCAGGGAGGAUUGAAGAAGCAGAGAAAGUGGCUUUGAAGGUGCCUAAAGAUUUGGAUAAUGAUGUGAUUUGGAGGGUGCUUCUUGGGGCAUGUAGCUCCUAUAAUAAUGUUGAGACAGGGAAGAGAGUCACGAGGAGAAUAUUUGAAAAGGAGAGAGGUUACUCUAGUGAUUAUGUGCUUAUGUCAAACAUCUUCUCUAGUGUUGGUGAUUAUGUUGAUUCAGAGAAGGUUAGGAGAAAAAUGGAUCAACUGGGUGUUUCUAAACUACCUGGUCGUAGUUCCAUCUAAGCUUUGAAAUGGCAAAAAGGUGAUAUUACUUAUGAGGUUUGAACCUAUGGAGAAUAUACAUUGGAGCUGAAAUUUGUUCGUAUAUUUAUGCGGAUUGGUGAUUGUGUUGGUGUGGGAAAUUAUUAGUCUUGGUUUGUUUGCAAGCCCCACUAACGAGACAUUCAGGGAAGCAAACGAUGAAUGAUUCAAUGAAAUUAUUUCGUA
This is a messenger RNA of Lactuca sativa (garden lettuce), 1946 nucleotides long. RefSeq names its product pentatricopeptide repeat-containing protein At1g09220, mitochondrial. The record is from RefSeq and is a predicted model, not a curated record. Lineage: Eukaryota; Viridiplantae; Streptophyta; Magnoliopsida; Asterales; Asteraceae. Gene Ontology annotation, molecular function: RNA binding; protein binding. Gene Ontology annotation, biological process: RNA modification.